Molecule: messenger RNA, 1761 nt
Organism: Carya illinoinensis
Lineage: Eukaryota; Viridiplantae; Streptophyta; Magnoliopsida; Fagales; Juglandaceae
Product: organic cation/carnitine transporter 3-like
Exons: 1
Coding region: 32-1639 (535 amino acids)
Biological process (GO): transmembrane transport
Cellular component (GO): membrane
Molecular function (GO): transmembrane transporter activity
Source: RefSeq, a predicted model, not a curated record
CUUCCUACAUAAAUAUAAAUUUGGUACUCAAAUGGCCGCAGAUUCAACUCCUCUUAUAAUCUCUCAAGCCGACUCGGCCGAGUCAGACAUUAACACCCUACCAUGCCUAGAGAAACGCCUCCCAUCCCUUGAUUCAAACAUAGAACGGUGCAUCGGAGAUUUCGGAUGGUCACAAUUCAUUCAAUCCAUAUUUGUAUCCAUGGCAUGGAUCUUCGAUGCGCAGCAAACAUUCAUAAGUAUCUUCACUGAUGCACACCCAACAUGGCACUGUACUACUCGCCUCGGGGACGAGUCAUGCAACUCGGUCUCCAACAUCUGCCAUCUUCCCAAGAAUUCAUGGUCCUGGGAUUGGCCCAAUCACAUUUCAAUUAUCUCUGACUGGAGCUUGGAGUGCACUUCCUCCAUUGUCACUGGCCUCCCCGCUUCUUCCUUCUUCAUGGGUUGCCUUGUGGGUGGAUUCGUUCUUGCCUCCCUAGCUGACUCCUCACUCGGUCGCAAAAACAUGCUCUUUCUCUCAUGCCUCAUGAUGUCUCUAUCUUCAAUGCUAACUGUUUUCUCAGCUAACAUAUGGAUUUACUCUGCUUUAAGAUUCCUUUGCGGUUUUUUCCGUUCAACAAUCGGAACUUGCGCACUUGUGUUAGCAACUGAGCUUGUGGGGAAGUCGUGGCGUGGCCAGGUUGGGGUCAUAGGAUUCUUUUGCUUUACUCUAGGGUUUUUAUCACUCCCAGCUAUGGCUUAUAUGAACAGAGGUUCUUCAUGGAGAUCUCUUUAUCUAUGGACUUCUAUCCCAGCACUCUUCUAUACCAUUUUAGUCCACUUCUUUGUUCGCGAGUCUCCCAGAUGGCUAUUUGUGCGUGGACGUGAAGUAGAAGCAAUGGCCACAUUAAGAAGUAUUGCUUCCUUUAACCCUAGUACCAGCUCAACCCGGGAUUUUUCCAGAUCAGUGUCUUUGGAUCCGCAAGAAACGGGCAACCCUAAUCUUUACUCAGCUUUCAAGAUCCUGCUGCAGAAAAGAUGGGCUUUUCGAAGGCUAUCCGCCGUUAUGGUGAUAGGAUUUGGCGUUGGAUUAGUAUACUAUGGCAUGCCAUUAGGUCUCGGAAACUUAAAAUUCAACCUCUAUCUGAGCGUCACAUUCAAUGCCCUUUCCGAGCUGCCAUCUUCAUUGUUCACCUUCUUUCUCAUCGGAAAGUUGAACAGAAAAAGUUCAGUCCUAGUUUUCACCACCAUUAGUGGGGUUUGUAGCAUCUUGUGCGUUCUGAAAGGAAAUGUAUGGAUAAGAUUGCAGAUUGCGCUUGAGUUGGUAUCAUUUUUCAGCGCCUGCACUGCGUUUAACAUAUUGCUCAUAUUCACAAUAGAGAUGUUUCCGACAUGCGUAAGGAACUCAGCUAUGUCUUUGGUGAGGCAAGCACUGGUGCUUGGAGGGGUGUUGUGUCCGAUGCUGGUGGCUGUGGGGAGAGAAUAUGGAUUUGCAUCGUAUGGGGUGUUUGGGAUUGUCAUAGGAUGUUGUGGGAUGUUUGCAGUGUGUUUGCCGGAGACAAGGGGUAGGGCACUUUGUGAUACAAUGGAGGAGGAAGAGCAUGCAGAAGUAGUUAGAGAAGUUGUCGUCAAUCAUGGGAUGAAUGCAGGUCUCGAGUCUUGAUCACGCCAAGGCUUUAGUAAUUUCAUGGUAACUCUGAUGAUCAGUGUAUGGAGUAAGUUUUAUGAAUUUUUAUGUUCCAGAAUAUGAUUUUUAUUUAAUUAUAAGGUUGGACGGUUGUGCAA